This is a messenger RNA of Elaeis guineensis (African oil palm), 2546 nucleotides long. The record is from RefSeq and is a predicted model, not a curated record. Lineage: Eukaryota; Viridiplantae; Streptophyta; Magnoliopsida; Arecales; Arecaceae.
GAUUGGGCCUACCCCAUUGCCUGCUUGCCCCUGCCUGCCUUUCCCGUCCCGCCUUCUCCGCUGUCCUCCGAAAUUACUCUCCCAUUCACACCGCCUAUCAUUCUUCCCUUCCUUCCGCUUCAAGAAGCGAGCUGGCUAUGUGUUCUCGAUAUAAUGGGCCUUAGCUGCCACCGCCUCGGCGCAACGUCGGCAGGAUGCUGACGAAAGACCCCCGCAGCCUCAAAUUCAGGGAAGGUAGCGUCGCUUUCCCUGAUGCUUAACUCCCCGUUCCCAUUCUCCACAAAAGCCCCAUCAAAUCAAAUUAAUUAAAUUAGAUUAAAUGAUUUCUGAUAUUACCGAGGACCCAACCCCUCGCGUUGCUCCAUCCGAUUUCUUUCGCUCUCCACCGCCGCCGAUUUGAUUGAUUCGCUGCUGCCGCCACCGGUGGGAUACUGAGAAGGGAAGACCUCCCGCAAUCGCAUCCACGAUCAUGAUGCAAGCCCUAGUCUUCUCGUCGUGCUCCGGCCCGUCAAGCGUCCGACGCCCGGUCUCCCUCUCCUGCACCCGGACAAGUGGGGCCGCCUCCCUCCGUUACGCCCGGAGCCACCGCUCCUCCUCCUCCCCCAGAUGCUGCGCCAUCUAUCCUCCCUCCGUCGCCGCCCGAGGUGGCGAGAAAGAGGAGGCCUUCAAGUUUUCGGAGGCCGCCAGGAGGGGGAACUUGCUGCCCCUCUACCAGACAAUAUUCUGCGAUCACCUGACGCCGGUGCUCGCUUACCGCUGUCUUGUUAAAGAGGACGACCGGGCAGCCCCGAGCUUUCUCUUCGAGUCGGUGGAGCAAGGCUCCAGUGGAACCAAUGUGGGCCGUUACAGUGUAGUGGGAGCGCAGCCGGCCAUGGAGAUUGUGGCCAAAGAAAACAUGGUCACGAUUAUGGACCAUGAAGCAGGGCGGAGAACGGAGGAGUUCCUUCAGGAUCCCAUGCAAAUUCCCAGGAAGAUCAUGGAGGGCUGGAAUCCACAGCUCAUUGACGAGCUUCCUGAUGUGUUUUGUGGUAUGUUAGAUACUGUUUUGGAGAUUCAGAAAACUGGAUGUGAAACUUUCUUGGCAGGUGGAUGGGUGGGAUAUUUUUCAUAUGACACCAUGCGAUACGUAGAAACAAAGAAGCUUCCAUUCUUCAAUGCUCCUGAGGAUGAUAGAAACCUUCCUGAUGUUCACUUAGGUCUCUACAAUGAUGUCAUAGUGUUUGAUCAUGUGGAAAAGAAAGCAUAUGUUAUUCAUUGGGUGCAUCUAGAUCAGUACUCUUCCAUUGAGAAGGCCUAUGAAGAUGGGAGGAAUCGGUUGGGCAUUUUGCUGUCUAGGGUACACAAUGUUGAUGUACCUAGGCUUACUGCUGGGUCUGUGAAGUUAUAUACCCGUCAGUUUGGUAGUUCAUUAAAGAAGUCAUCCAUGACAAGUGAAGAAUAUAAAAAGGCUGUCAUCCAGGCAAAAGAACAUAUCCUCGCAGGAGAUAUUUUUCAGAUCGUCUUGAGCCAGAGAUUUGAGAGGCGAACAUUUGCAGACCCAUUUGAAGUGUAUCGAGCGUUGAGAAUUGUGAAUCCAAGUCCAUAUAUGGCCUAUUUGCAAGCAAGAGGAUGUAUUCUUGUGGCAUCAAGCCCCGAAAUUCUUACUCGUGUAAAGAAGCAAAAGAUUAUCAACCGACCACUUGCUGGCACUGCUAGAAGAGGCAAGACAGACAACGAGGAUAAGUUGCUAGAAGAACAACUACUAAAUGAUGAAAAGCAAUGUGCUGAACACAUUAUGCUAGUUGAUUUGGGGCGGAAUGAUGUUGGAAGGGUCUCGAAGCCUGGUUCUGUAAAGGUAGAAAAGCUAAUGAAUAUUGAAAGAUACUCUCACGUGAUGCACAUCAGCUCCACGGUUACUGGAGAGUUGUUUGAUCAUCUCACUGGCUGGGAUGCUUUACGAGCUGCAUUGCCAGUUGGAACAGUCAGUGGAGCUCCAAAGGUCAGAGCCAUGGAGUUAAUCGAUCAGUUAGAAGUCAAAAGGCGUGGACCGUACAGUGGUGGUUUUGGAGGUGUCUCAUUUUCUGGUGAUAUGGAUGUUGCCCUUGCUCUCCGGACAAUUGUAUUUCCAACGGGGAGCCGCAAUGACACCAUGUAUUCGUACAAGGACAUGAACAGGCGCCAGGAAUGGGUAGCACAUCUUCAGGCUGGAGCUGGUAUUGUGGCAGACAGCAAGCCGGAUGAUGAGCAGAGAGAAUGCGAGAACAAGGCUGCAGCUCUUGCUAGAGCUAUCGAUCUAGCUGAGGCAACUUUUACAGAAUAGGUGGUGGAAUUCGUCCUACUUCAAGCCUCAUGUUAAGGAUUUGUAUUUUAGACUAAAAUGGAAUAGCACUACAUUACAUGUUGGCAACUCCAGGUGCUUUUUGACAUGCAAAACUUUUGGAAGACCAAGCUAGCAUGAAGAAUGCUAUCUUUUCGUUACGAGAGAUGCUAGCAAAUAAAGCAUCUUCAUUGUAUUAUUAUUUUACUCUUCUAUUAUCAAGAUGCUAUUGAAAAUUUUCGAUUGUUUC